GGGGAGACAGGAUGCAGUCGUGCGGGGGCGCCGCGGCGGGACGCCGAGCCUUCGACAGCAUCUGCCCCAACAGGAUGUUGGAGCUGCGGGGCCGGCCUCUCAGCAAGCCCGGGAAGCUGGAGAAGAAGUUCGCCCCUCCGCGGAAGUUCUUGCCUGGUUGCAGCGGCGGCAGCCCAGUGUCGGUCUACGAAGAUCCGCGGGACGCGGAGCUCUCUGCGCUGCCAGCGCUCACCACCAUAGACCUGCAGGACCUCGCCGACUGCUCCUCGCUACUCGGGUCCGACGCGCCGCCUAGUGGUGACUUGGCUGCAUUGCAGAACCAGUCCCUGCAAACUGCUGCGGACUUUGAUCUGCAGGAUUUCAGAGACACAGUGGAUGAUCUCAUUGCAGACUCAUCCUCUUUGAUGUCGCCUCCUCUGACCGGCGGAGACUUUCCCUUCUCUCCUGGCAACGUAUUGCCAAUUGGGCCCUGUCUCUCUCCGCCGCUGGACCCAAGGGCACUGCAGUCACCGCCUCUGCCCCCUCCAGACGUGCCCCGGCCGGAGCAGUACUGGAAGGAAGUGGCCGACCAGAACCAGAGGGCAUUGGGGGACGCGCUCGUUGAGAAUAACCAACUGCACGUGACGCUGACCCAGAAGCAGGAGGAGAUCGCCUCGCUCAAAGAGCGGAACGUGCAACUGAAGGAACUUGCCAGCCGGACCCGGCACCUGGCCUCUGUGCUGGAUAAGCUGAUGAUCACGCAGUCCCGGGAUUGCGGGUCGACAGCCGAACCCUUCCUGCUCAAGGCGACAGCCAAAAGGAGCCUGGAGGAGUUGUUCAGUGCUGCGGGACAGGAUUGCGCGGAAGUGGACGCCAUCCUGAGGGAGAUUUCCGAGCGCUGCGAUGAAGCGCUGCAGAGCCGCGACCCGAAGCGGCUCCGGCUACAGCCGGAGCCCGCGAGUAGGGAGGACAUGCCAGGGAACCUCCACGGCACCUUCCGGGGGCUGCGCACAGAGUGCAGCCGGAGCGCGCUAAACCUGAGCCGCAGUGAGCUAGAAGAGGGUGGCUCCUUCAGCACCCCCAUCCGCAGCCAUAGCACCAUCCGCACCCUCGCCUUCCCCCAGGGCAAUGCCUUCACCAUUCGGACCGCCAACGGGGGAUACAAAUUCCGCUGGGUCCCCAGUUGAGCUGGGAUGAUGUUCCCCCAAACACUGCCCUGUAUCCGGACUGAAGCGCCUGGAGGCUAAUUGGGAGGCUAAUUGGGAACUGUUUGCCGAACCUGGCUUCAGAAGAACUCCCUCUGCUGGGCGAAUGCCACCCUGAAACUUUUUUUUCAGACACCAAAACGUCUCGAUAAUGAUGUCCUGCACAGUCCUGGUAUAAAACACUGUAUAUUCCCUUCCCUUCCACAGUGUGUGCUGUAUGUGUGCGUGUAAACACACAUAUAAAUCUCAAUUUUAAAAGUA
This is a messenger RNA of Leopardus geoffroyi (Geoffroy's cat), 1445 nucleotides long. It is a transcript of the gene MCIDAS, whose product is annotated as multiciliate differentiation and DNA synthesis associated cell cycle protein. Gene Ontology annotation, biological process: negative regulation of cell cycle; negative regulation of DNA replication. Lineage: Eukaryota; Metazoa; Chordata; Mammalia; Carnivora; Felidae. The record is from RefSeq and is a predicted model, not a curated record. Gene Ontology annotation, cellular component: nucleus. Bases 12 to 1166 code for a protein of 384 amino acids. The transcript has 7 exons.